Python bivittatus (Burmese python) is the source of this 2506-nucleotide messenger RNA. The record is from RefSeq and is a predicted model, not a curated record. Lineage: Eukaryota; Metazoa; Chordata; Lepidosauria; Squamata; Pythonidae.
CGAAGAAGAAGAAGAAGAAGAAGAAGAAGAAGAAGAAGAAGAAGAAGAAGAAGAAGAAGAAGAAGAAGAAGAAGAAGAAGAAGAAGAAGAAGAAGAAGAAGAAGAAGAAGAAGAAAUAAAGAUAACAGAAUCUACAUAGAAUCUAAUUAAUCCUGGUCUGAAAUGGAAACUGACAUCAAGAUGAAUGAGAGUAUCAAGAAGGUCAGCAAGACUGAGGCAAAUAACCACAAAGAAGCCACCACAACCAAUCCAGAAAGUGAAAUGAAAGGCCCUAAGAAGCUAGCAUCAACCUGUUUCAUGUCCAAACUGAAGAUAUUUUUGGUAGCAUUAUAUUUUGCCUAUCUGGCCAAGACCAUGACUGGAGCUUACAUAAACAGCAUGCUGACCCAGAUCGAAAGGCGAUUCAACAUUCCUGCCUCGCUGGUUGGAGUUAUCAAUGGAAGCUUUGAAAUGGGUGACCUGUUGGUGAUUGUCUUUGUGAGCUACUUGGGAGCAAAACUUCACAGGCCGCGCCUGAUUGCUCUUGGAUGUGCAGCCAUGGGUUUGGGGUGUUUUUUGAUAGCACUGCCUCAUUUCUUGAUGGGGAGGUACCAAUAUGAAAACACUGUUUCCUCUUCUGAAAAUUCUUCUUCGAGUAUGGCUGUUUGCCUUGCAAAUCAAAGUGAAAUGUUCAAGUCUGCCAAACUACCUUCAAAAGAAUGUGAAAAACAAGAUGGAUCUUUAAUGUGGGUAUCUGUGAUGGUAGGAAACAUCAUACGAGGAGUAGGCGAAACUCCCAUCACACCUUUGGGCAUUUCCUAUGUAGAAGAUUUUGCAAGGACAGAAAAUUCUCCAUUCUACAUAGGCUGUCUACAGAUAGCAACUGUACUAGGUCCUUUAUUUGGUUUAAUGAUUGGCUCCUACUGUGCCCAACUGUACGUGGAUAUUGGAUUCAUAAACCUGGAGGAGGUGUUGAUAAGCCUCACGGAUGCUCGCUGGGUCGGGGCUUGGUGGCUGGGAGUCUUAGUAUGUGCCGUUGUGAAUCUCCUGGUGGCCGUCCCUUUCUGCUUUUUGCCCAAGACCCUGAUAAAAGAAGGGGAGGAGAACAACGUUGAUGCAACAGCCAAGAGAAACAAAUCACUCUUGCAAGCAGAAAACACUGGCCAGGCCAAAAUGAAAUUGCGUGAAAUUGCCAAGGAUUUUGUCCCCUACCUGAAAAGUCUCUUUCACAAUCGGGUUUACAUGCUUUUCCUUUGGGUCACUGUGAUGCAAUUCAGUGCUUGGAUUGGAAUGAUUACUUUUAUGCCAAAGUACCUGGAGCAGCAGUAUGGAAUAUCUGCCUCUGAUGCCAUUUUCUUCAUAGGUGUGUACAAUUUACCAAUUAUAUGUGCUGGAUAUUUUUUUGGAGGCCUGAUGAUGAAAAAGUUCAAGAUAAGCACGUAUCAAGCUGCCCACAUAGGUUUUUGGAGUUCCUUGAUUGAGUAUCUCAUCUAUUUUUCUGCCUUUUCCAUGUUCUGCAAGAACUCUUCUGUUGCUGGUUUAACUGUCUCUUAUGAAGGGAUAGAUGAACUCUCCUACACAGAAUCAUACUUGUAUGCUGACUGUAACCGCCACUGCAAUUGCUCCACCAAAGUUUGGGACCCUGUUUGCGGGGAGAACGGAAUUACGUAUGUUUCAUCAUGUCUUGCUGGAUGUGGCAUAUCAAACAGAACUGGUAAAAAUACGGUUCUUACAAACUGCUCCUGCAUUUCAGCACCAGGAUUUCUAUUGGGAAAUGGCUCAGCAGUGCCAGGACAGUGCAGCAGAGGGGAGAAAUGUGACACAAUGCUGCAUUAUUUUUUAAUUUUAUCCUUAAUUUGCUGUUUAAUUUAUUCUUUUGGAGCCAUGCCAGGUUACAUGGUUCUAAUAAGGUCCCUAAAGCCUGAGGAGAAGUCAUUUGGGGUUGGCCUCCACUCCCUGACAGAAAGACUUUUUGCUGGAAUCCCAUCACCUAUUUAUUUUGGAGCUAUGAUUGACACCACCUGUUUGAAAUGGGGAACAAAGACAUGUGGUGGGAAAGGGGCAUGUCGGAUGUAUGAUUCUGACACAUACAGGCUGUUGUACCUGGGCUUGCCAUCAGUUCUCCGUGGAGUGUCCUACAUCCCUUGUGUGUUUAUACUCCUCAUUUUAAGGAAACAAGCCAAGAACCAGGCAAGGGAGAACCUAGAGUUGGAAGCCAAAGAAGAGGAAAGAGAAGAAAUUGAGCAGAAGGAUAUAGCUGCUUUUCAGAAAUGUGUAGAGCCACAGCAAGAGACGGUAGAAACAACAGCUUAUGAAAAUGUGGACUUCAGAAAAGACGGAUGACAAAAAUCUGUAUCCCAAAGAAAUGAGCUGUAGGCUGUCAUAAUGUAUUUGUCUCUCCUAUAACAGAAUUUGAAGAAAACACAAGUUUUAUACACCGGACAAUAGUGGGCAACUAAAAUUGAUACAUUUCUACUGUUAAGGUUGUAAGAAAUACAUAACGUCUAAUACAAUGUUCUGACCUGUU